Messenger RNA from Pantherophis guttatus, 4218 nucleotides. RefSeq lists its product as uncharacterized. The record is from RefSeq and is a predicted model, not a curated record. Gene Ontology annotation, biological process: regulation of DNA-templated transcription. NCBI's taxonomy places the organism in Eukaryota, Metazoa, Chordata, Lepidosauria, Squamata, Colubridae. Gene Ontology annotation, cellular component: nucleus.
AAAAAAAAAAAACCUUUGCCGGGGAAGAAGGCGCAUGCGCGCGGCUGCAACUGCUCAGCUGGCUUGGGCUGGGAGGAAGGCGUUGCGCGGAUCCUCCCCUGCGCGCCUCGCUUGGGGAUCGGAGCUCGGGCGAAGGGAUUCCUUCCAUCCCUGCCUGCUUUUCUUCCUGGAAGUCUCCGGGCAGGGCUGAAAGAAACCUCCGGGCGGGGCUGCAGGCAAAAGCUGGGCUGCCCAGUCUCCCUCCGGGGAGGCUCUUGGCUGGAGCCCGGACAGCUCCCUCCGGGGAGCCAGAGGAUCCCGAGAAGCCCGGUCUCUUUGCCCCGAUCAUCGCCAGGGCUUGUCUCCUGGGUCGGAAAGCCAGUCUUCAAGGGUCGGUCCGAGGGAAGCUUAGCUCCGGAGGAGCCCCGCGGCUUGCCCUCUCUCCCCACCUCCCCAGCAUCAUCCUUGAUCCAUCCCGAAAUGAUUUAAUCUUUGCCUUGGAUGAGACGCUUCCAAACGGCGGCGACUUCUGAAGAAGCGUCUUUGGGGGAAAAAACCUCGGGAAUACAAGAAUUCGCAGAAACUGUUUUGGGUCUGGAAGCCUUUGAGUUAAAUGGCUGCUGAACGGCUCGGAGGAAAGGGGGAUGAUCCCUCCCUAGAGAUGCUCUUUGGGGGAAUCCCUCAGGAAGAUCCAUCUCAGAAGAGACGAUCAGUCUCAGAGACCAAAGCAACAUCGAUGGUAUCUUCUGGAACAUUGGUUGUCCAUGGUGGAGGAGCACUUGUUUUCCCAAGGAAGAAUUCCGUUUCCUUUGAGGAUGUCGCUGUGUUUUUCUCUGUGGAGGAGUGGACCCUGCUGGAUUGUGAGCAAAAGACUUUGUACCAAGAGGUCAUGCUGGAAAACGCAAAGAACGUGGCCUCCUUAACAGGUGACGGAUGGGAGGUGGAGAGUUCCGGCCAAGAGGCAGCAGCACCUUUGCCAAAAGACAAAAAGGAAGUUGCGGAAAAGUUUUCUGGAAAACCAAGUCCUGUGGAAAAAGAGUUAAAGGGGGAACCGGGGAAAUGCUCUACUUUACCAUCUGCAGAUAUCAACGUCUUCUUAGCCAAAGAUGUUCACCCAAAAAGAGACGCAUGUCCAAGGUGUGGAAAAGUAGCCACAGAUGUAUCAGGAUUAUGCGAUUGUUGCAGAAGCCACAUUGUAGCAAAACAGAAUGAAAGCGGAAAACGUUCCAGAAGGACCUUUCUCCUUACUUUAUGUCAGAGAAUACAAGGAGAAAAACCAUACAAAUGUCUGGUGUGUGGAAAAUGCUUCAAAGAUUUAAGUCAUUUUACUUCUCAUUAUAGGGUCCACACAGGAGAGAGACCGUACAAAUGCACAGUGUGUGGAAAGUGCUUCAAAAAUCCAAGUCAUCUUAUUUGCCAUACUAGGAUCCACACGGGAGAGAAACCGUAUAAGUGCACUGAGUGUGGAAAAUGUUUCACCGAAUCUCGUUCCCUCACUUGCCAUAAAAGAAUCCACACCGGGGAGAAACCGUAUGAAUGUAAAGAAUGCGGAAAGAGUUUCAAUCAAAAACAUAGUUAUACGGUACAUAACCGAAUCCACACCGGGGAAAAACCCUACGUGUGCUUGGAAUGUGGAAAAUGCUUCACCGAAUCAAGUUCCCUCACUUGCCAUAAAAGAAUCCACACCGGGGAAAAGCCGUACAAAUGCACAGAGUGUGGGAAAUGCUUCAGUGAAUCAGGUUCCCUUGCAUCUCACAAAACAAUCCACACAGGGGUGAAACCAUAUGAAUGCCAGGAGUGCGGGAAGAGCUUCAGAGCUUCAGUGUUACUUGCUUCCCAUAUAAGAAUCCACACCGGGGAGAAACCAUAUAAAUGUACGGAAUGUACCAAGAGCUUCCGUUCUGCAAAACACCUUAGUUUCCAUAAAAGAAAGCACUCAGGGGAGAAACCAUAUAAAUGCCAGGAGUGUGGAAAAUGCUUCACUGAAUCAGGUUCUCUGACUUACCACAAACGGAUCCACACCGGGGAAAAGCCCUAUAAAUGUAUGGAGUGUGGAAAGAGCUUCAGAGCGUCAAGUUUUCUUACCUCCCAUAAAAGGAUUCACACUGGGGAGAAACCGUAUAAAUGCAAGAACUGUGCGAUGAGCUUCAGUCAAAAUUAUCAGUAUGCUAUACACAACAGAAUCCACAAUGAAGAGAAACCAUAUAAAUGCACGGAGUGCGGAAAGGGCUUCCACAAGAACAGUCACCUUACGUACCACAAAAGGAUCCACACUGGGGAGAAACCGUAUAAAUGCAAAGAAUGUGGAAAGAGCUUCAUCCAGAAGUAUCAAUACACCGAACAUAACAGAAUCCAUACUGGGGAGAAACCAUAUAAAUGCACGGAGUGUGGAAAGAGUUUUAGAGCUUCCAGUUUUCUCACUUCCCAUAAAAAGUUCCACGCUGAAGAAAAACCAUAUAAAUGUCUGGAGUGCGGAAAGCCCUUCACUAAUUCGGGGUCCCUUGCUAUCCAUAGGAGGAUCCACACUGGGGAAAAACCAUAUCACUGUAAGGAAUGUGGAAAGAGCUUUAGUCAAAAACAUCAUUAUACUAGACAUAGCAGAAUCCACACCGGGGAGAAACCGUAUAAGUGCACGCAGUGUGGGAAAUGCUUUACCGAGUCACGUUCCCUUACUUGCCAUCAAAGGAUUCACACUGGGGAGAAACCAUAUGAAUGCGCUGAUUGUGGACGACGGUUUACUGAGUCCCGUUCUCUCACUUCCCAUAAAAGGAUCCACACUGGAGAAAAACCAUAUAAAUGCCUGGAGUGUGGAAAGAGUUUUAGAGCUUCAAGUUCUCUCACCUCCCAUAAAAGGAUCCACACUGGGGAAAAACCCUAUAAAUGCAAGAACUGUUCAAAGAGCUUCAGACAAAAAUAUAAUUAUACUAUACAUACUAGAAUCCACACUGGUGAGAAACCUUAUAAAUGCAUGGAGUGUGGAAAGAGCUUUCAUUCUCAAAAACUUCUCCCCUCCCAUAAACGGAUCCAUACAAGGGAAAGAACAUAUCAGGGCAAGAAAUGUGACAAAAGCUUCAGUCAAAAACAUCGUACUGAACAUAACACAAUCCACACUGGGGAGAAACCAUAUCAAUGCACGGAGUGUGGACAACGUUUCACUGAGUCGGGGUCCCUCACUUCCCAUCAAAAAAUCCACACGCAUGAAAAAUCAUAUAAUCGUAUGGGAAAUGGUAUUUAUUCAACAUCGGUGCCUAUAUGAGCACAGAAAAAAAAUCAUUCAAGAGAAACCCAUAAAAACAGACUAGAACUGCAUAAAUGGAUUGUGUGUCAAAAAUUUUGCAGAUUACACCCUUAAAGGUAAAGGUAAAGGUUCCUGUCGCACAUAUGUGCUAGUUGUUCCUGACUCUAGGGGACGGUGCUCAUCUCCGUUUCAAAGCCGAAGAGCCAGUACUGUCUGAAGACUUCUCUGUGGUCAUGUGGCCAGCAUGACUAAAUGCCAAAGGUGCACGGAACACUGUUACAUUCCCACCAAAGGUGGUCCCUAUUUUUCUACUUGCAUUUUAUUUUUACAUGUUUUCGAACUGCUAGGUUGGCAGAAGCUGGGACAAGUAACAGGAGCUCACCCCAUUAUGCGGCACUAGGGAUUUGAACCACUGAACUGCCGACCUUUCAAUCGAUCAGCUCAGCGUCUUAGCCACUGAGCUACCGCAUCCCCUAUUACAGCCUUAUCUUGUGCCAUAUGCAUCAUCGGACGUUGGCAAUCAUGUUACUGGUUUGUUUUGUUUUUUUACCACAAUUAAAUGCUAGAGAAUGGAAGAUAAGGAACAAUGAUUCUAAGGACAAUGGAGAAGAAUAACUACAACUGAUUACUUCAGUGAUAUUAAGCAUUUGUCCUUACAGAGCCUUGAAUCUAGUCUUUUUUGGAAGAUCUAUGAUACCCUUUACUGUUUGUAUCUCUCAAUCGAUUGCUGCUAGAAUCACCCGGCAGAGUGACAGUAGAGCAAUUCUAGAGUUCGCUCUUUUUGCAGCCAAAAUCUUAGUUUUCUCUUGUUGUCCAUCUGAUUGAUCAGACUGUUAAUUGUGAGGACUGUCAACACUUUUUGUGUUCUAUUAACUCUUCUGGUUUCCUCAGCGUAAUGGGAUUAAAAACACCAUGCUGGUUCUAAGGCAGAGAUGGGCAAUUUGAGCUUUGUUGUGAUAAUUUCUUGAAUAAAACUGUAUCUUUUGGUUUUCUCUCUUUCA